GGCACGAGGCAGCUGAAGACACAGUCAGAACGGGCCACCUGCCUCGGGGUCUUUGCACUGAAGUGUUUUAUCGCUUUUUAGGAUUUGUUUAUGCUGAAACCCCUUAGACCCUUGAGAUCACAAAAGAAGGCACUCAAAGACACUGAAUGCUCCAAAGAUGAACACCUCCAACACCGCAGACUGCGUCAAUUUUACAGCAGAUUUCCAGUUCUACCUCCUCCCAAUAACCUACUCCCUGGCGAUGACCUUGGGAUUGCUGGGCAACCUGGGGGCCCUUUACAUCUUCCUCUUCAAAAUGGACCAGAAGUCUCCUUCCAAUGUCUACAUCAUCAGCUUGGCCAUUGCCGACACCGUUUUCCUGUGCGCUCUGCCGUUCCGUGUCCACUACCACCUGAACGAGAACGACUGGGUAUUCGGGGAUGUCAUGUGCCGGGUCACGGGGACGGUCUUCUAUGCCAACAUCUACAUCAGCAUCGCCUUCAUGACCUGCAUCUGCCUUGACCGCUACAUAGCUACUAUCCACCCUCAUACGUACCUGCAGUUGAGGAACACUCGGUGGGCCCAAAUGGUGACGGCUGGGGUCUGGUUGGUCACCGGUCUGGCAGCCUUGACCUUCAUGGUGACCUGCCCGCUGGGCACUCCUGCGACCCAAAGUAAUGGGACAAAGCGCAGGAACUGCUUCGAGAACUUCACGCAGGACGAGUGGUUGACCAGCCUGGUGCCGUACAGCACUUUCAGCCUGGUCUUCGGUGCCUUGCUGCCCUCAAUAGUCAUCCUGGUCUGCUACCCUCUGGUGGCUCGGCGGAUUGCGCGCAUCAAGACAGCCACGGCCCGUAGCGCUCUGAGGGUCAUCUAUGCCAUCCUGGCCAUCACUGUCCUUUGCUUCCUGCCCUACCAUGUGGUCCACUUGCUGCACCUCCUGUGGCGCACAAAAAUCAUCACUAACUGCCUGGCAGCAAACGUCAUCUACAAGGUUCGGCGGGUGACCAUGGCUCUGGUCAGCAUUAACAGUGUGCUGGACCCAGUGCUCUACUACUUUGCGACAGGCCGCUGCAAGUGGACCUUUAAAUGGAACUUCAGGUGGCUGAAGCUGAAUAGGAGGAGGGGUGUCUACACCAUCUCCGACAACUUAAAAGACCACUGGUGGAAAUGACUUCACUUCAGUGGUCAAUCAAGCAGGACGGUAAACCAUAGUGGGGUCUUCAAAACAAGUACACCUGGUCUUUCAUGAAUUGCCUAAAAAGGCAGAGUAACCAUUGCAAGAAAAGAACCAUCCAGAGUUCUUGUCUGCCCAAAAACAGGACCUACAGGCCCUAAUGGGGGACCUCAUGGUCUACUGCUUCUCCAUGGGCCGUGGCAAGUGGAGAUUUAAAUGUAACUUCAGAUGGCUGAAGCCCAGACAUCUAUGCCAUCUCUGAUGACUUGAGAGUGGUAGAAAUUACAGACAUUUGAUAAUAUGAGGACACUCUGCUGUGUUGUAUAGUUAAGUACUGUGGCACAAGAUGCAAGAAAGUGUUAAAAGAGUUACAUGAUGUAUUACCUAAUGAUUGUACUGCAGGGAUUUAGAGAAAUCAAAACAUCCAGAACCACUAUUAGGGGCUGGGUAUCAGUCAAGGCUUGAUACAGAUACCAACACCAAGACCUUGGCUCCGAUGCAGAUUCCUUGUUCAUACUACACUUCUUUUAUAUACAGUAUAGAGUAAUGCUGUAAUGUGCAAAAGUCAAGCAAUUUGUUUAAAA
This is a messenger RNA of Colossoma macropomum (tambaqui), 1740 nucleotides long. RefSeq names its product lysophosphatidic acid receptor 6. The record is from RefSeq and is a predicted model, not a curated record. Gene Ontology annotation, cellular component: membrane. Bases 158 to 1153 code for a protein of 331 amino acids. The transcript is spliced from 2 exons. Gene Ontology annotation, molecular function: G protein-coupled receptor activity; oxysterol binding. Gene Ontology annotation, biological process: G protein-coupled receptor signaling pathway. Lineage: Eukaryota; Metazoa; Chordata; Actinopteri; Characiformes; Serrasalmidae.